Molecule: messenger RNA, 3848 nt
Organism: Amyelois transitella
Lineage: Eukaryota; Metazoa; Arthropoda; Insecta; Lepidoptera; Pyralidae
Gene: sgg
Product: glycogen synthase kinase-3 beta
Exons: 9
Coding region: 338-1642 (434 amino acids)
Biological process (GO): negative regulation of canonical Wnt signaling pathway; signal transduction; protein phosphorylation
Cellular component (GO): axon; cytosol; nucleus
Molecular function (GO): protein serine/threonine kinase activity; ATP binding
Source: RefSeq, a predicted model, not a curated record
CAUUUGCGGAAGAAUCGUGCCAACGCACUCUCGGUUUUCGAGUCGCCUUUCGCUCACCGACUAGUCACAGUCGAGCAACGUAGUCGCCACAGCCGGUGCAUGUUGCAAAAUUACCAAUUAGUACGUUAACCUACUUUGUUAGGCCCGUGUCGCUGCUUAGCUUUGGGCUAUAAUAGCCAAGACUAACUUAACAAUUGACGUUGCUAUCAAUGAAUGCAAAAUGUGAUGUGUCCAAGUGAUUAUUAGUGAAGUGUCAUGAGCAGGCGGAUAAUAAAAUCAAGAAAUAGUGCACUUGCGUGUUCCAUGUGGAUCCGGAAACAAUUGAGGGUGAUAAAAGAUGUUGCGACGGCGUGCCACCUAUAUUGUCAACGCCGAACAAGAUGAACGCAAAAACCGAUCCAAAUCAUCUGAACCUUCUCAGAUUUUCAUGAAAAUAAUAGGCAAGGACGGCUCAAAGGUGACGACUGUGGUGGCCACGCCGGGGCAAGGCCCCGACCGGCCCCAAGAAGUGAGCUAUGCGGACAUGAAGUUGAUUGGUAACGGCAGCUUCGGCGUCGUCUACCAGGCCAAACUAUGUGACACCGGCGAACUCAUUGCCAUAAAGAAGGUGCUCCAAGACAAGAGGUUUAAGAAUCGAGAACUUCAAAUUAUGCGACGAUUGGAGCAUUGUAAUAUUGUGAAAUUGAAAUACUUCUUUUACUCAAGUGGAGAUAAGAAAGACGAAGUGUACCUGAAUUUGGUGCUGGAGUACAUACCGGAGACUGUUUAUAAAGUCGCUCGUCAUUACUCCAAAGAUGAACAAACCAUACCCAUUAGUUUUAUAAAGCUCUACAUGUACCAGUUGUUCAGAAGCCUGGCGUACAUUCACUCGCUCGGCAUUUGCCACCGAGACAUAAAACCACAAAAUCUAUUACUCGACCCGAAGACAGGAGUUCUCAAAUUGUGCGACUUCGGCUCAGCUAAGCACCUAGUACGCGGGGAACCUAAUGUCUCCUACAUUUGCUCGCGGUACUAUCGCGCCCCCGAACUUAUUUUUGGCGCCACGGAUUAUACGACGAAAAUUGAUGUUUGGAGCGCCGGGUGCGUGGUUGCCGAGCUGCUGCUGGGUCAGCCAAUAUUCCCUGGCGAUUCGGGUGUCGAUCAGCUGGUUGAAAUCAUUAAGGUACUAGGAACACCUACGCGGGAACAAAUCCGAGAAAUGAAUCCGAACUAUACAGAAUUCAAAUUUCCACAAAUCAAGAGUCAUCCUUGGGCGAAGGUAUUCCGCGCGUGCACCCCACCGGACGCGAUCUCACUCGUGUCCCGCCUGCUGGAGUACACGCCCGGCGCUCGCCUGUCGCCGCUGCAGGCGUGCGCGCACAGUUUCUUCGACGAAUUGCGCGAGCCGGCCGCGAGGCUGCCCAACGGGCGGUCUCUGCCGCCGCUGUUCAACUUCACCGAGUACGAGUUGAGCAUCCAGCCGUCGCUCAACGACUUCCUGAAGCCGCGCGCCGCCGCCGCCGACCUCGCGCACGACGCCAACGCUGCGCCGCAGCCUCCGCCGGACCAUGACGCGCAGGGCGAGACGCCGGCGGGCGGCGCGGGGGGCGCGGGCGGCGCGGGCGGCGCGGGCGGCCCGAGCGGCUCGCCGGGCGCGUCGUAGAGCGCGGGCCGCCACUCCGCCCGUCUCCGGCUUCCAAUCCAGAACGAGACUCGUUCCUAUGCUAUUUAGUGAUAGUCCUUUUCGUGUUGGCCAUCGGGAAAAAUUAUAUGCAUAAUAGGUGUUUUCGGCGAGUAAUCGUGUGAUACUGUAGUAUAAUUGUGGAUGAAGCUUGAGCUGUCGUAGUCGGUGAGAAGGGUAAAAUCCACUGUAGUUUCUAAACCGUCGCAAUGUGAUUACUUUGUACUUUUGUAAGCUCAAAUUGUCUUUUAUGUACAUACCUUAAAUACUGUUUUUAAAAUAAUGUUUAUUUGGUAAACGACAGAUGAUUAUCUGGACGAAUUGUUUUAUUUUCUUGUCACUUUCUUUUCUAACUAUUUAGAAUGUUUCGCCGUAGUUUUUUUGAGAUGUUGCAUUAGACGCGAGAAGGUAGUCACAUGUUUGUUUCACAUGAAUCACCUAUUGAGAUAGCCACAUGAUAUGUAAUGAGGAGCGUCGUAAACUUGCUUGGGCCGUGUAAUCUGUAGAGAAGACAUAUUUAGUAGUGCAUUAGCGUAUUUAUUGUUGGAACGUAUCACUAACUCAUGAAACGUACGCCUAGUGUAUUUCAACAAUGAAAAAAAAUAGUAAACGGAACAUUUUUGCAUUAAUAGGAAGCAAACUUGUAAAUUUUUAAAACUAGCAUAAACUGAUCUCUCAAGAUAAUUUAAUAUUUAAUGAUAUCUCAAAAUAUUAUGUAUAAACAAUGCAGAGGAUAUAAAUUGCUAGAUAUCAUUAUAAUAGAUGUUUGUUUCUCAGCAACUCGUAUGUUACAAACAUUAUUUUGCGGUGUACCUUAUCUUAUCCAGUGCUGGAUAACUAAUGUAUUUAAUAGCACUGUCGGUGUCCUAAUGUAACAACAUAGUUUUUCGAUAAUAUUGUAUUCUAUAUUCAAUAAAUAAAUGAUAUUUCUAUUAUAUAAAAUUUGUCAUUGAGAACACUAUCGUUAUUAGUAGUCAUUAUGAAACAAUGUUAAAAUAAUGCUAUAAAUUUCAUUGUCAUAGUUUUAAGUAUUCAAGUAAUUUCUUUUUGCACUUCAAUUUGGAAUACAGUUACAAAUUAGGGCGAAGGUAUUAAAACCUUUAAGUAUAGAUUAACGUCAUGUUUUAUUCGUGGUGUAGAAGUAGCCCAUACGCAUCUUUAUCGGUGUAAUGUCCGUGUAUCUGUCUUGCACCGUUAGUAUGCAUUUGUGUGGAGCAAGGCAGCUGUUGCUGAAGAGAGUCAACUGACGCCGCUGCCGGAAGGAGCUCGCGACCUGCUUCAAUAUAAUCGCUUUACAACUGCGGCAUUUGUAAUAUUAUAUUUUGUUGUGUGUAAAUUAUUUAUAAAUAAUUAUAACAUAAAAUCAUAAAUAUGAAUUAUGUGCAACUAUAAUACUUGGACCGACCCCGAUGGAUGAUGGAAUAGGAACAAAGUGGUGUCACAGAAUACCCGUGACCUUGCGAAAAUCAAACCUACGAGCCUGCCUUUUUAAUAUUUUUACUUUCCGCCUCGUUACGGCAUAUAUUCCAUUUCAGUUGUAGUUUUAUUAUAACAUUAUUAUCAACAUUGCAUGUUCACGUAUCCCAGCAUUAUUCAGACAACAUUUUUCAUGCCAGGGCCACAAAAGUAAUACACAUGAUUAUUAUGUAUUACCAUUUAUGUACCUAUGUACUAAUUACGUAUAAAUUAUUGUAUUUUAAGAGAUGCGCUCGGCGCAUUGAUUUGAAAUCACAUAGUGGAGCUUAGUUGUCGUCGUUAAGGCUAUUGAUUUGCUGACACUCCUUGAUGAUUCGUGUAAAUAUAUUAUAAUUAUCUUUAUAGUAUGACUCUGAGGAACGUGUAUCGGUCAGCCCGCUGCGGUUGCCGCUCGUCUAGGGCUCCAAGACACGGUAGUUUAGAUAUGCAUAUUUUUAUUAAGUCUAUCUAAUAUAAAUUUUGUAAUCCACGUUGCUUCUAAAGACCCUCUGUGUAUAAAAUUGAAGACAUACUAGUGACCUGAAUGUUUGAUGCGAAAUUAUAAACGUUUCUAUCCCACUCAAUUCUCACUUCACGUUUUACGUGCACGUUUACUGUAUGAGAAUUGUUUAUAAAAUAGUUCGAAAUGGGGUUAUGACUAAAUUUAUUUCAAGUAAAAAUUUUCUUAUUACUAUUACUGUAAUAUUAAAUUAAAUAGCGAGUGAAAUUUGUA